Lucilia sericata (common green bottle fly) is the source of this 1217-nucleotide messenger RNA. RefSeq names its product pre-mRNA-splicing factor 18 (gene Prp18). Lineage: Eukaryota; Metazoa; Arthropoda; Insecta; Diptera; Calliphoridae. The coding region runs from base 85 to 1110 and encodes 341 amino acids. The transcript has a single exon. The record is from RefSeq and is a predicted model, not a curated record. Gene Ontology annotation, biological process: generation of catalytic spliceosome for second transesterification step; RNA splicing. Gene Ontology annotation, cellular component: U2-type post-spliceosomal complex; U5 snRNP; U4/U6 x U5 tri-snRNP complex.
AAUAAACAAAACAGCUGGGAGGAUAAACACAAUUUUUUUGAUUUAGAAAAUAUUUUGUCGAUUUAAUUUCAAUAAAAUAAAAAUAUGGAUAUUUUAAAGGCUGAAAUUGCCCGAAAACGUAAACUUUUGGAAGACAAACAACUAGUCGAUGACAAAAAGAAGUAUUUCAAGAGAGGAGAACUGAUAGCCAAAAGUACCGAAGAAAUUUUGCAGAAGCAGGGCUACAAAACCCAGGAAAGUAAUGAAUCCGAUCAAAAUACCAACGAUGGUGGCUACAAUUUCACCAAUGAUGGACAAAAUAUAUUACCGAGAGUGGAAGUUAUACGCAGAUUAAGAGAACGCGGAGAACCCAUAUUGCUGUUUGGUGAAACCGAGCCAGAGGCAUUCCAACGUCUGAGACAGUGUGAAAUUUCGCAGCCGGAAGCGAAUAGAGGUUUCCGUAAUGAUUUCCAAGAAGCCAUGGAACAAGUGGAUCAAGCCUAUUUGCAAGAAAUGUUUGCCAAUGCACCAACUUCGAAGGAGGAAAAGAAAAAUGAGUUUGCAGAAAUUGACGAGAGUGUAGACUGGGAGAGCAUCAAAGCCAUGUCCCUGAAAAUGGGGCGCAAUAACAAAGAAUACGAUAUGGAUGUUAUAAUGACUUUAUUGACCUAUAUACUCAAAUUAUGGAGUGAUCAAAUUUCGAAUUUUUCGAAACAAGAGAAAAUGUCCACAAAAGUUAAAAUGGCCCGUGUUAUCUAUACCCAAACUAAAGAAUAUGUUAAGCCACUAUUUCGUAAAUUAAAAAAUAGAUCACUGCCCGAUGAUAUUCUAGAAAGUUUAAGUGAUAUUUGUAAACAUUUGCUUAACAGAAAUUAUAUUCAUGCCAGUGAUGCCUAUUUGGAGAUGGCUAUAGGUAACGCUCCCUGGCCUAUUGGUGUUACUAUGGUUGGUAUUCAUGCCCGUACUGGACGAGAAAAGAUUUUUUCGAAAAAUGUUGCUCAUGUCAUGAACGACGAGACACAACGUAAAUAUAUACAAGGCUUAAAACGUUUGAUGACCAAAUGUCAAGAAUACUUUCCCACGGAUCCCUCAAAAUGUGUUGAAUAUGUUAGUAAAAAAGAUCGUGAAUAAAUAAUAAAUAUUUGAAGAAAUAAUUAAAAAACCUUUGUAGUUGUAUGUAGUUUAAGUUCCAGGUGUAUAAAAAGGCUAUUUUGUUGAUAGCCAUAAGACAAAAUUAU